CUGAUGCGUGGUCGUUGUUGUCGUGGUUUGACCCACCCACCCGCUGAGCAUCCCGUUACUGCAGCAGCUGCUAGUGCGUAACGCCAGAAGGGGUUGCUUAGGGCCACAAAGCAAAAUGCCGUCUCGCGCGGGCGACAGCAUCAGCGCAGCAGCGGCCCUGCCCUCCUACACCGUCAACGACAAGGGCUUUCUCACCGUGCGCCCCGCCGCGCUGCAAGACUCCCACGCGGACCUGGCCGCGCGGGCCGCCGACGCCGCGGCCCUGCUACUCGCCGCCUAUGCGCCGGACCGGCUCGGCGGCGGCCCGCCGGCGUCUUCUUCAUUGUCGCCUUCGACUUUGCCGUCCGCCACGUAUGCUCUCAGCAUGAUGGUCCACAGCACCAAUGUGCUGUGGUGGCACCUGGGGCCCUAUGACGAGUGCAGGUGCGGGGGGCGGGGAGGUGAAGGACGUGGAUCGUGAGUCGGGGUUCGGGCAGCGCGGGUGUUCCGAGCAGCUGGGGUUUUUGACCGGCCUAGACCUGG
Messenger RNA from Chlamydomonas reinhardtii, 522 nucleotides. RefSeq lists its product as uncharacterized. The coding region runs from base 116 to 460 and encodes 114 amino acids. The transcript has a single exon. Lineage: Eukaryota; Viridiplantae; Chlorophyta; Chlorophyceae; Chlamydomonadales; Chlamydomonadaceae. The record is from RefSeq and is a predicted model, not a curated record.